CAAGGCAGGCUGGGAAAAGAAAGCGGUGGAAAAAAAUCGACGUGGUGUUUGUAGGAGGGUUUGCGUCAGUGGAAGUACCUCUGUAAAACUGGUGUUGAUAGAGAAAGAGACAUUGGGGGCAAAAGGUUUCUGAAAUAUCUAGAUCAAACGCCGACGAAAACAGCUUUGUACCUGACGGGGGAUUGCGUUAGCGACAGAUGAGACUUCAGUGACCUGACAUGGAUGUGGCAUCAAGUGUAAAUAAAGUGUGCUGAACCUGACAAACUUGCAAACAUAAAGCCAAGAAAAGGGAUUUUUUUGUUUUGUUUCAAUUUAGAAAUACACAUUUGGCUGAAUUCUGUUCAACAUGCAUGGAAGUUCCCGGUCAGUGGGUAAAAUAGAGCAAAGUAACCAGAGUCCUGGACGCUCGCCGAGAUUGCCACGGUCACCCCGCCUGGGUCACCGUCGAACAAACAGCACUGGGGGCAGUUCUAAUACCAACACCGGUGGUGGUGGGAAAACCCUGUCUAUGGAAAACAUCCAGUCAUUGAAUGCUGCAUAUGCUACAUCUGGCCCCAUGUACCUAAGUGACCAUGACCAUGUUGGUACAGAUUCCCCGAAAACAACAAUGACAUUGGGUAGAGCUUCUGGACGGUUACCUUUUGGUGUUAGGAUGACCACCAUGGGGAGUAGCCCUAACAUUGCCACAACUGGUGUGGCCAGUGAUACUAUAGCUUUUGGAGAACAUCAUCUGCCAACAGUGAGCCUAGCAUCUACUGUACCACACUCAUUGCGGCAAGCUAGGGAUAAUACCAUUAUGGAUCUGCAGUCACAGUUGAAGGAGAUCCUCCGUGAGAACGAUCUGCUUCGUAAAGAGGUUGAUGUGAAGGAGAGCAAGCUCAGCUCCUCAAUGAACAGCAUCAAAACUUUCUGGAGUCCAGAGUUGAAGAAGGAACGAGCACUACGGAAAGAUGAGGUCGCUAAGAUGACCAUUUGGAAAGAGCAGUAUCGGGUUGUGCAGGAUGAAAAUCAGCACCUUCAGAUGACAAUUCAAGCAUUGCAGGAUGAGCUCCGAAUCCAGCGAGAUCUGAACCAGCUCUUCCAGCAGGAUAAUAGCACCAGAGCAAGUGAGCCAUUUGUUGCUGAGCUAACUGAGGAAAAUUUCCAACACCUUCACACCGAACAUGAACGUCAGGCCAAAGAACUAUUCCUAUUGCGCAAAACUCUGGAGGAGAUGGAGCUGCGCAUUGAGACACAGAAGCAAACACUCUGUGCCCGUGAUGAGUCUAUCAAGAAGCUGCUGGAGAUGCUUCAGACCAAAGGACUGUCCUCAAAGGCGAUGGAAGAAGACCAUGAACGAAUACGUCGUCUAGCUGAAGCAGAAAUGCUUGUGAACCAAUUAGAGAACAUACUUGAACAAAAAGCAAAAGAAAACAAUCAGCUGAGAGAGGAUGUUCAGCGGAGAAUUGAAGCGGCACCAGAAUCAGCCAAGACAAAAGCAUUGCAAACUGUCAUCGAAAUGAAGGACAGUAAAAUCUCCUCGCUGGAACGGAACAUUCGAGACCUUGAGGAUGAGAUACAAAUGCUCAAAUCAAAUGGAGCUCUGAGCACGGAGGAGAGAGAGGAAGAGUUGAAACAGAUGGAAGUAUACAGGAGCCAUUCCAAGUUUAUGAAGAAUAAGGUAGAACAACUGAAAGAAGAGCUAAAUUCCAAAGAGUUCCAGGCUGAAGAGCUAAGAAAGAAAGUGACUGUUCUCCAGCUCGAGGUCUCUGCUAUUGAUCAAGUGAAGCAGGAGCUUUCCAGAAAGGAAACGGACCUUCUUGCCUUGCAGACAAAGCUUGAAACGCUGACAAACCAAUUUUCAGACAGUAAACAACACGUGGAAGUGCUCAAAGAAUCGCUAACAGCAAAGGAACAGAGAGCUGCCAUAUUGCAGACAGAGGUGGAUGCACUGCGUCUGCGGCUUGAAGAGAAGGAAAGCAUGUUAAAUAAGAAGUCAAAGCAGAUGCAAGAAAUGGCUGAAGAAAAGGGAAUCUUGGCUGGAGAGAUCCGUGAUCUGAAGGACAUGAUGGAUGUGAAAGAGCGUAAAGUCACUGUCUUACAAAAAAAAAUUGAGAACCUGCAAGAACAACUGAGAGAUAAAGAGAAACAAAUGACUAGUCUGAAAGAACGUGUAAAAUCACUGCAGGCAGACACCACCAAUACAGAUACUGCCCUUACUACGUUAGAGGAGGCUCUUGCAGAGAAGGAGAGGAUAAUUGAGCGGCUUAAAGACCAGAGAGAAAGAGAGGAGAGAGAAAAGCUAGAAGAAAUUGAUGCUUACAAGAAGGAGCUAAAAGAAGUUAAAGAACGGGUUAGUGGUCUCCAAGGAGAUGUCUCAGAAAAGGAGGCUGUGCUACUGGACCUCAAAGAGCAUGCCUCAUCUCUGGCUUCAUCUGGACUGAAGAAGGAUUCCAAGCUAAAAUCAUUGGAGAUAGCUCUUGAACAGAAGAAGGAGGAAUGCACUAAACUAGAAGUACAGCUACGGAAGUCUUUUGAGGCUACAACAGAAGCACGAGCCAGCACAAAUCUCAAUGACCGCAUCGAUCAAUUGGAGAAAGUGGUGGCACAAUAUAGGGACGAGGCUAACAAAGCCCAAGCAGAAGUGGACAGACUGCUUGAAAUCUUAAAGGAAAUGGAAAAUGAAAAGAAUGACAAAGAUAAGAGGAUAGCAGAAUUGGAGAACCUGGCAUCAAGGCAGAUGAAGGAACAAAGUAAGAAGUUGGCCAACCUAAAGCACAAAGAGCAGGUGGAGAAGAAAAAAAAUGCCCAGUUGCUGGAGGAGGCACGCCGAAGGGAAGAUAAUUUAGCUGACGAUUCCCAUCAGCUCCAGGAUACUUUACGACAAAAAGAUGACCGGAUUGAGGAAUUAGAGGAGGCUUUAAGAGAGAGCGUGCAGAUAACAGCAGAACGUGAGAUGGUAUUAGCACAAGAAGAAGCUGCCAGAAACACUUCUGAGAAACAGGUGGAAGAGUUAAUGGCAGCCAUGGAAAAAGUGAAACUAGAACUGGAGCUGAUGAAUGCUAAGCUGUCCUCUACCCAGCAGUCCCUUGCAGAAAAGGAAGCCCAUCUCACUAACCUGCGUGCUGAGAGGAGGAAGCACCUAGAGGAAGUCCUUGAAAUGAAGCAAGAAGCACUGCUGGCAGCCAUCAGUGAGAAGGAUGCAAACAUUGCUCUGCUGGAACUCUCCUCAUCUAAGAAGAAGAAGACACAAGAGGAGGUAGCAUCACUAAAGAGGGAAAAAGAUAGAUUGGUGCAGCAACUCAAACAGCAGACCCAGAACAGAAUGAAGCUGAUGGCAGAUAAUUACGAGGAGGACAACCUGAAAUCCUCAGCACAUUCAGAGCAGAUGAAUCACAAACUCUCCCCAGAACAGCAGAUCGUCCAUUCACUAUUGGAACUGAACCAGAAUCGCAGUAAACUGAAGCUGUACAUAGGACACCUCACAGCUCUGUGUCAGGACCGCGACUCACAGAUUCUUCAAGGAUUGACACCACCCCCAGCAUAUGGAAUUGAUAACAACAGGGCAACGUGGGAAGAAGAUUUGCAGAAGAUGAGCUCAGAGCAGCUGAAUGCUGAGCUGGAACAGUGUGAAAAAGAAAGUUCAGAACUUCAGGACUAUGCCAACACCAUCUUACAGCAGAUUGCAGACCACUGCCCUGACAUCCUUGAACUGGUAGUCAACGCCUUAGAAGAAUCCUCGUGAGACCCUGUACCUGGACACCAGUGCUGAGCUAAGAAAUGAGCAAUGUUGCUGCCAUUUUUUAAAAUUUGUAUUUCUUCUUUCUUUACAGUUUAUUAUGGUUAUGUGACAUUGGCCACACUCAUUGCAGUGAAUUGUUCUAUGCAAAUUUUGGUAAAAAAGAGUAAUGCACAAAGUUUCAACUGUUUCUGUUGAACCCUAUAGAUCUUAAAAUGACCAUAAUCCCCCAAAUUGUAAAUUCAAACGGGGCUGUGAGUAUAUGGGAUUUCUUAACUCUCUUGGAAACUCUUGAGCUUCAUAUUAUUGAUACUGAAAAUUCUUCUACCUGGCACACACCACCAGAAUGUCCCCAGUAGUAGGGGAGGCAAUGGCGUAGUGAUAUUGUCACUGGACUAGUAAUCCAGAGACCCAGAGUAAAGCCCUGGGUUCGAAUCCCACCAUGGUAGAUGGUGGA
Molecule: messenger RNA, 4175 nt
Organism: Carcharodon carcharias (great white shark)
Lineage: Eukaryota; Metazoa; Chordata; Chondrichthyes; Lamniformes; Lamnidae
Gene: erc1b
Product: ELKS/RAB6-interacting/CAST family member 1b
Exons: 20
Coding region: 347-3724 (1125 amino acids)
Biological process (GO): regulation of synaptic plasticity; maintenance of presynaptic active zone structure; neuromuscular synaptic transmission
Cellular component (GO): cytoskeleton of presynaptic active zone
Molecular function (GO): structural constituent of presynaptic active zone
Source: RefSeq, a predicted model, not a curated record